This is a messenger RNA of Ananas comosus (pineapple), 3698 nucleotides long. Its product is annotated as kinesin-like protein KIN-14R. Bases 238 to 3447 code for a protein of 1069 amino acids. Gene Ontology annotation, biological process: microtubule-based movement. NCBI's taxonomy places the organism in Eukaryota, Viridiplantae, Streptophyta, Magnoliopsida, Poales, Bromeliaceae. The record is from RefSeq and is a predicted model, not a curated record. Gene Ontology annotation, molecular function: microtubule motor activity; microtubule binding; ATP binding. The transcript has 17 exons.
AAUUUCAAAAAGCCAACGGUCGCUUCGUCUCUCUUAAUCCAUUCCCCCCUCCUUUUUUUUGGUGUCUGACGAAUCGACUGUUCCCCCUUUUUCUCUUUUCCUUUUCUUCGAGUUCAAAUCCUUCUUUCUCCGUCCAGCUCCUUUUGCAUCAAUUGAAAACCCUAGGCGGGAUCGCGCACCUCUUUUUAGGUAGGGUUUUGUGUUCUUGGCGAAGAGGGGGUUUCUUGUGCUGAUCCAAUGGAACGGAUUGGGCAAAACCCUACUCCUAAUGGUAGGAUAGGUGUUUCUCCUGGGAAGGAGAUCAAGAAGACGGUUCGAAUGGCCGAGAUGUGCGAUUUCAUUCCUUUUGAAUCAACUAUUAUAGGAUCUUCGGAUUCACCUGAUAUACCUUGUGGGCAACUGCAAGAGACGCCGGAUUACAUUAGAAGAGGCAUACAAAGAAAAAGAAUCGUACCUCUUGAGCUCUUUUCAAUUAGAAGAUCCAACAGCUCUAAUACAAAUCAGGGAUCAUCUCCGGAGAUGCAAUCUUCGAGUAAAAGAGAAGCUUUGGAAGCUUCGAUCAUGGAUACGUAUAAUUUCUUGAACAUAAAUGUAGGUGGAAUCGAUGAUUCUGUAGCUUAUGAAGGUUUGGAGUUUCAAAAGGAUAACUUCUAUACUGGUGGAGAUACUAUUAGAACAGAUGCACCAAUUGGUGAUGGGAAAGUAGUACUAUUGUACCAAUCUGCUCGAAUAGGAAAUUUCUCGUAUAAGUUUGAGAACUUUGAUGCUGGAGAGUAUCUUGUAGACCUUCACUUUGUGGAGAUUGUGUACACUGAUGGUCCUCCGGGAAUGAGAAUUUUCGAUGUCUUUAUACAGGAAGAGAAGGUUAUCUCUGCAUUAGAUGUAUACGCAAAGGUCGGAGCCAAUCAGCCCUUAGUAAUAUCGGACCUUAGGGCAUCAGUUGUUGAAAAGGAAGGUCUAUCCAUAAGAUUCGAAGGGUUAGUCGGCAGACCUAUUGCUUGUGGUAUUUCAAUUAAAUGCGACACUUCUAAAGGAACGAUGGAAGAAAUAUCAAAUCUGACAGAGGACAAAUGCAUUAGCUGUAGGAAACUGAAGAAAGAGUAUGAUUUACUCCUGAAGAAUCAAGAAGAAGCUAAAAGAGAAGUGCAAGAAUUAAAGAGAGAGAAUGAUCUCAAAAGUAAAGAAUGCCAUGAGGCAUGGAUGUCACUCCAGGAACUACAGAUGGAACUGAUGCAGAAGUCGAUGCAUGUUGGUUCUUUAGCCUUUGCUGUUGAGGGACAAGUGAAGGAGAAGAGCCGAUGGUUUCUGUCCCUAAGAGACUUGAGCGAGAAAUUUAAUUUGCUGAAGCUCGAACAUACCAAUUUAUCAGAGGCAGUGCAGGAAUACAAGAAGUGCCUUGCAGAUUUUACAGAGAUGAACAAUUCAAUUCAGAACACCAUGGACUAUUACACCAACAUAAAUAGGGAGUGCAAAGAGCUAAAAGAGAAAUUCAUCGAGGAAACAAAGGAACGGAAAGAUCUGUACAAUAAGCUUAUUGAGCUGAAAGGAAACAUUAGAGUUUUUUGUCGGUGCCGACCUCUAAAUGGAGAAGAAAUAGCUGCUGGAGCUUCUAUGGCUGUCGAUUUUGAAUCUGCAAAAGAUGGUGAACUAAUAGUUCGGGGUCAUGUAUCCUCCAAGAAAGUAUUCAAAUUUGACUCUGUUUUCAACCCUGAAGAUGACCAAGAAAAGGUAUUUGAGAAAACAGCACCUUUUGCAACAUCAGUGUUGGAUGGGUACAAUGUCUGCAUAUUCGCUUACGGGCAGACUGGGACUGGGAAAACAUUCACCAUGGAAGGGACUGAAGAAGCUAGAGGAGUCAAUUAUAGGACUCUCGAGGAACUAUUUCGUAUUAUCGAAGAAAGGGAGGGGCUUUUUCGUUACGAGUUAACUGUAAGUGUGUUAGAGGUCUACAAUGAGCAAAUACAUGAUUUACUUCUUACAGGAUCCCAGCCUGGAGUAGCUUCGAAAAGGCUAGAAGUCAGACAAUUUGCAGAAGGUGUUCAUCAUGUUCCUGGACUGGUUGAGGCUCAUGUUGGCAACAUGAAUGAGGUUUGGGAAGUUCUACAAACUGGCAGCAAAGCCCGGGCUGUAGGAUCAACAAAUGCAAAUGAACACAGUAGUCGAUCACACUGUAUCAACUGUGUUAUGGUGAGAGGAGAGAAUCUGGUAAAUGGGGAAUGCACGAAAAGCAAGUUAUGGCUAAUAGACUUAGCAGGAAGUGAGAGAGUAACGAAGACAGAUGCUCAAGGAGAACGAUUGAAGGAGGCUCAAAACAUUAACAAAUCACUCUCUGCAUUAGGAGACGUGAUAUCGGCUCUUGCAACUAAAAGUCCACAUAUUCCUUUCAGGAAUUCAAAACUAACACAUUUACUGCAGGACUCGCUAAGUGGAGACUCGAAGACUCUGAUGUUUGUGCAGAUUAGCCCUAAUGAGAAUGAUGUGGGUGAGACUCUUUGCUCUCUCAAUUUUGCUAGUAGAGUGAGGGGAAUUGAGCUUGGUCCAGCCAAGAAGCAAGUUGAUGUCAGUGAAUUGUCCAGAUACAAAUUGAUGGUCGGCAAAGCCAAGCAAGACAGCAAGAAUAAAGAUGUUCAAAUUAAGAGUAUGGAAGAGACAAUUCAAUCUGUUGAAAUGAAAAACAGGGCAAAAGAUCUGAUCAACAAAACCCUCCAAGACAAAGUUAAAGAGCUGGAAUCACAGCUACUGAUCGAAAGAAAACUUGCGAGACAGCACGUUGACACCAAAAUAGCCGAAGAACAACAGCAGCAGCAACGAGAAAGAGAAGAUGAAAACAUUCCAUUCACUACUCCGUACAAAGACUUUGCGAAUGUAAUGCGGCCCCUCACUGAUAACAAUAUCCACAGACUGACGCCAUUCCCUCCAAGCGAUAAUACCAACAUACUUAAGCCCUUCUCUCCUCUGAAGGACAAGGAGAAUAAGCCAGAAUUAGCAGAAGAGCAGCCACUCUUAAGAAAAGCCAGCAGAGUUUCUCUUUGCAGCACAAUUAACCGUGUUCCUCCCGUUCCUGCCUCUCGUCGGAACUCUCUAAUUCCACUUCCUACCAUCAGGCCCACAGCAGAUAAUCCGUCACCGCCCUUUUGUUCACCACUCCCAACUAUUAAUGACAAAAAUCGCGAACAUAAAAGAGACCCUAGAAGUAACAAGAAGAUAGCCAGUAUUCUUAGAAGAAGCCUCCAAAAGAAGGUGAUUGUAAGGCCACAGUUACCACAGUCGGUUCGAAGAGGGAGCAAUGGGAUCGAGAAGCUUCGAAUUUCGAUCGGCGGGAGUGGGAGGAAGGCGCGAAGAGUGCCUAUGCCAACUGGUACUAACAAUGCAGCACAGAGGAAUCAGCAGCAGAGGGAGAAGGAGAGGGGAUGGAAUCAUGGAACUGCUGUGAGAAAUAUCGUCUGAUUUGCUGACAUUUAGCGUGAACUUUUCAUAGGAUGUUUUCUGACUUAUUUGGAUCUCAUUGCUGUUUAUGAGAUUCGAAAAUGGUUGAUGAUUUUAGUUCUCUAACUAAUGCUGUAUUCUGUGCAGCUUCAUCGAACUAAUUACCGUGCGUGCAAAGUUCGUGUGAGCAAGGCACGGAUUAUAAACUUUACAAUUUACAGAAAUUACUGCUAUUGUUUAGAUCAGCUAGUUUGUUCAAUACAGGUAUUACU